Diabrotica balteata is the source of this 1668-nucleotide messenger RNA. NCBI's taxonomy places the organism in Eukaryota, Metazoa, Arthropoda, Insecta, Coleoptera, Chrysomelidae. The record is from the annotation of a GenBank genome assembly.
UGAAAACAAGAAAUAUGCAAGAAAUAUGUUAUAAUUAAUUAAUUAUAUGAAUUAUUAUAUUUGAUAUCAUAUUAGAUAGUAAUAUAAAAAAUGAGCAGUUUGUUGAAGCAUAGUAGAGAUAAACGGCAACAUUCAAAGAAAGAUAAAAAACUAAUAAAACUCAUAAAAUCCAAAUCUGAAUCUGAAGAUGAAGGCAGUGAACAUGAAUUAUCCUACUAUUUAAAUGACAGAGUUAAAUUAAUGAAAGAAGUGUUAAAAAUCAUUAAACCUAGAAAGAUUAAAAGUAUGGCACCCGAUUGUAUGAAGAGUAUGGACAUUGAAGAAAUUAAUUCAAUGCUGUUGGAAGAACUCUUGGGCAUAUCUAAUAAGAGGCUAAAAUACAUUUUCAAUGGACAAAAUCUGAAUGAAGAAAGUAGUUCAACUGAUCCAGAGGACCAGCCUGAUGAUGUAAUAUCUUUAGAUGAUAUUAGCGAUGACGAUUUGGAAAUUAUAGAUUUGGAUCAAGAUUCUGAAGUAAAAAAGGGUAAAAAACAUAGGACCAGAAUAAAAGAAGAACAUAAACACAAAAAGAUAAAAAAGGAAAAACAAGACAAGGAUCAUGGUUUAGAAAAGUACAAAAGAGAAAAAAGCAAAAAUGAAGAGACAGAACCAAAUCCCAUGAGUGAAAAGAAUUUGAUGAGUGUACUAGAACUGCUGGAACUUCAAGCCAGAGCUAGAGCUAUAAGAUCUCAACUGGUUUUGGAAUCCACUAAACCUGCUGAACCAGCACCACCUAGUAAUGAAAUCGUGGAUAAAGAGGAUAGUAAUGAAGAAGAUGCAGUGAUAGUAGAGAGUCCACAGAAUGAAGAAAUAGUAAUAUCAUCUAGUGAUACAGAAGGUGACGAAACAGUGGAAGACAACCAAUUAGAAAGUGACUCUGAAAGGGAAAAGAAUGCAGUAGCUAAAAAUAAAACCAAAUUAAUCCAGAAAUCGACUCACAAAGAAGGAGAUCAGAGUAGUAGUUCAAAUUGGAAAAAUGUUAUGAUAGAUACAGCGACGACUAAUUUCACAAGAACUGUUAGAAUCAUUAAAAAUACAACAAUCAAAGAAUCUGGACAAAAUGGCAUGAACAAGAAAAGUCACGAUUCCGUCACUGAUAGCAGUGCGAACUCUAUACCGGAAAUACCUCUCCCAAAAAGUAAAUCCAAAAAGGCAAUGAGUGAUGUCUCUACUGAGAUAAAACACCGACAAAAAUGUAAAAAUUCGGGCCAUGGAAAAGAAACCACUGACAAGCCAACUUUUGAUAAGACAGAAGAUAAAGAUAAUUCGUGUCAAACUAAGAGUUCUCGUUCUAGCAAAACUAGUAAAGAAGUUGAAGAAAAGUCAGAGGCAUCCGUAGACAAAUUAGACAACCACACUCAACAACAAGAAAGUAUCUUAUCGGAGGAUAAUUCAAAAUUAAGUGCACACGUUAAUAGACAAAAAGUUAGUCAAGAAAAUAAUGAAAAUAAUAGUGCUGGAGAGGAUGGUGAAGGCAUUGUUUUAAAUGCUGAUCAAUCAGAUAUAGAUUGUAUAAAUAUAGACUAGAUAUUGAUCAUAUAAAUAGAGAUUACGUAUUUAUUGUAUAAAUAUAAAACUUUAGAUAGAAACUGUUGUUAGAAAAAUGUCAAAUAAAUGAAACUGAGUUGA